CACCUUUCCCCUCUGACCCGUGACGUCACCGCGCCGUGACGCAGCGGGCGGCGGCGGCGGCUGCGGCGGCAGCGCGCGGGGGGCUGCGAGGGGCGGCCGCUGCUUCUCGCGAGAGCUCGGGCUGUGCAGCUCCAGCCUCUCCUCAGCUGAGGUGCGAGUUUCCCUGGCCCUGCCGUGGCUCCAGCAUGUCCCUGAGCGGCGCUGCCCGUGCCCCGACCCUUCUGUGUGCCGGGGUCCGGCGGCUCCCGCUGGCCCAGCAGCAGCCCAGGGGGGUCUCUUACAAAGCUGUGGUCUUCGAGGAGAGCGGGGUGCUGCUGCCAGCCCCUCACAGCACAGCCACAGGCUGGGAGGCCCGGAGCUGCGUUCCAGCUGGCACCAUCCAGCAAGCUGCGCUGUCUGGAGGGGAGAGCAGCCUCUCUCUGCAGUAUUCCCGAGGAGAGCUGACAGCUGUGGAGUUCCUGCAGGAAUUGGGACAGCAGUGCUUUGACAUUGCAAAUGUCCGUGUUCCAGUGCACGCCUUUCUCCGGGAUUUAAUCCGAAAGGAGAUGAGAAAACAGCUCCCCAUAAUGGCAGAAGCAGCUCAGUGUAUCCGGGCAGAAGGGCUCAAGACAGCUCUGCUGAGCCACAGCUUGUGCCUGGGGGAUGCAGAGAGCUUCCUGCCCCUGGAGCAGCAGCACUUUGAUGUGGUGGUUGAAUCACACCAGGAAGGGGUGCCCAGGCCAAAUCCUGGCAUCUACAAGCUGUGCUUGGAGUGCCUGGGUGUCCAGCCCCAGGAAUCCAUCCUGCUGGACAGCAGCAGCCAGAACCUGGAGGCAGCAGCCCAGCUUGGCAUGAAAACUGUGAAGGUUGAUGAUCCAGAAGCAACACUCAAAGAGCUGGAAACCCAUCUGGGAUUUCCUUUGCAAGGGUUUGUUCCCUAUACUCGUUCAGUGAGACCAGGCAUGGAAAUCCCAAAGGAUCGUCUGCAAAAGUACCUUGAGGAUGUUCUUGGUGCCCACCCAACAGCCCCGCUGCAGUUACGGCAGUUUGACCACGGGGAGCCCACCCGGAGCUAUUUGGUGAAGUUUGGAGGUCGUUUGCUGGUGCUAAAGAAGGAGGAGGAGCCUCCCGAUGGCCCCUCAGGCCCUUCUGUCCCACGGGAGUACAGGGUCCUGAAGGCUCUGGCUGAGGCUGGUGUUCCUGUGCCCCCUGUGCUUGCUCUCUGCGAGGACAGAAGCAUCCUUGGCACUCCUUUCUUGCUGCUGGAGCACUGUGCUGGCCGCAUCCACCGCGCCGCGUCCCUGCCCGCGGUGCCGCCGCGCCGGCGCGGGGCCUGCUACGGGGCCAUGGCAAACGUCCUGGCCAGGAUCCACAGCCUGGACCUCGGGGCUGCCAAGCUGCAGGACCUCGGGGAGCAUGGAAAUUACAUCCAGCAGCAGGUUGAGACCUGGACAAAGCAGUAUCGAGCUGUGGAAACUCAGGUGAUCCCAGCAAUGGAGAGGCUCAUCCAGUGGCUGCCUCUGCAUUUUCCUGAAUCCCAGAAGACAACGGUGGUGCAUGGUGAUUUCAGGAUGGACCACCUGGUCUUUCACCCAGACAGGCCAGAAGUCCUUGCUGUGCUGGGCUGGAAGUUUGCCACUCUGGGAGAUCCCAUGUGUGAUUUGGCGAAUAACUGUAUGAGCUUCUUCCUGCCAGCCCACUUUGGUGCUCGCAGAGGCUUGAGGCAGUGUGACUUGGGGCACCUGGGGAUCCCCACAGCAGAGGAGUAUUCCCAGAUGUACUGUGGCCACCUGGGAGUGCAGCCCCCGGAGAGCUGGAAUUUCUACCUGGCCUUUGCCUUUUUCCGCCUGGCCGUGACGCUGCAGGGACGUCACCGUGGCUCCCUGGCAGGGAGGCCAGCUCCAGGUGACAGCAGCCCCAAGGACGCAGAGUUUGUGGCUGAGCUGGCUUGGGAUUUUGCCAUUAAAGAAGGAUUCCGUGUGUUUGAGAACCUCCCCCCCACAAAGCUGCUCGUGAGACAUUCCAGCACCUGGGCUGGGCAAGGGCCAGUCCUGGGCAGGAGUUACAGCACCUGGCAGGUCUGGGCAGCCCCUGUGCCCACAGCCCCCCUGGGCACCCCCCCCAGCAGCCUGGGGAUGGCCCAGGGGCUUUGCUGCAAGAUGGAAAACACGGGCAGCCAGUGGGGCUUUCCAAAUUCCCAUUCCAGAGGGACUGCACAUCCUCUGCCAGAGCUGCAGGCACAGAGUGCCAGGACAAGGCCGUGGUGCUGAUGGCUGCACAGGCCAUGGAUCAGGGCACCAAGCACAACCUCCAGCAAAUUGCGGAUGCUCGAAGAACCCUCAGUGGUGGAAGGAGCUGAAUCCAGUCCUCGAGGUCUCUGGAUUCAGGGGAGAUGAGCUGAGGCAGUGCCUGCCCUGUGGAACUGGGAGAAACUGGGAGGACUCCAUGGUCCCAUGAGUGUGGUGGGGUCUCUUUGGGGACCAUGGAGUGUGCAGUGCAUCAGUAGGAGCUUUCAGUGCUUUACAGAGCUAGGGGAGAACUGUGGGAACAACCAUGGUAACUUUAUGAACGUAAACAAUUUAUAUGUUGUG
Messenger RNA from Passer montanus (Eurasian tree sparrow), 2570 nucleotides. It is a transcript of the gene ACAD10, whose product is annotated as acyl-CoA dehydrogenase family member 10. The record is from RefSeq and is a predicted model, not a curated record. NCBI's taxonomy places the organism in Eukaryota, Metazoa, Chordata, Aves, Passeriformes, Passeridae.